UCGCCGCUCCACAGCUCCGAUCCGCAAUACGGCCUUCUCAACGUAAACACUGUGAUAGACCGAACUCCGCAGGCUUCAAACGGACUCAACCUCUUUUUCCUUGUUCAUCUUACGAGAGGUCGAGGCGCUCCAAAACAACCCAGGCUACACUAUCCAGCGUUCAUCGGUAUCUUUCAGGAACAGAGGGACUUCUUGGCCGCCGUCGCUAUUGUGGAUCAGGGUGACCGACGGACGACCUGACCUUGGAAGCUUCUGGGAAGACGUAGUAAGCGCCGGGAGUAUCUCAUUCGCCAUUGAAGGUGGAAGGAAGAGGGAAUCCUGCUAAGAAGAUGGAGGAUCAAGGAGUGCCGCCAACGGAUGCGAACAAGCCGAUCGAGGUUCCUCCAGGGCCUCCUGGAAAGGGGAAACCUAGACUUCUCCUGAUGGGUCAAAGAAGGAGUGGCAAGUCUUCAAUAUCGAGCGUUGUUUUCCACAAGCUACCUCCCAACGAGACAUUGUUUCUGGAGUCGACGGCUCGUAUCCAGAAAGAUUCCAUGGCGUCUUUCAUGGACUACCAAGUGUGGGAUUUCCCCGGCCAGAUCGACUUCUUCGAGAACCCAAACUUCGACAUGGAUGCCAUCUUUGGCGAGAUCGGCGCCCUCAUCUGGGUCAUCGACGCUCAGGACGACUACCUUGAGGCCGUCGCGCGCCUCAACGCCACAGUCCUCAACCUGCAGCGCUUCUACCCAAACAUCAACAUCGAGGUCUUCAUCCAUAAGGUCGACGGCCUUUCGGACGACUACAAGCUCGACAUUCAGCGCGACAUCACCAUCCGCAUCCAGGACGAGCUCUCGGACCACGGCUUCGAGAAUGCCCCAGUCACCUUCCACCUGACGUCCAUCUACAACCAUUCCAUUUUCGAGGCCUUCUCCAAGGUCAUCCAGAAGCUCAUCCCCCAGCUCGGCACCCUUGAAGCCAUGCUCACCAACCUGUGCCGCACGUGCCGCUUUGAGAAGGCCUACCUCUUCGACGUGCUCUCCAAGAUAUAUAUCGCCACCGACUCGGCCACGGCUGACAUGGCCUCAUACGAGAUCUGCUCCGACUACAUCGACGUCAUCAUCGAUAUUACCGAGGUGUACGGCUCCUGGCCCCGAUCCGACAGCCAGCGCAAGCGCCUCGAGGCCGAGCCGUGGAACGCAAAGGUCGAGGACCAGGUCGCCUGCAACUGGGCCGAGAGCUGCAUGGUCCUGCACGACUCGCAGCGGCCCAUCAUGCUGCGUGAGGUUGACCGCUACCUCGCCCUCGUGGCCAUUAUGAAGGAGGACUCGUAUGACCGCAUGCCGCUUGUCAACAUGAACGUCGAGGCCGUUGUGCAGGGCGUCACCGAGUUCUUUGAGAUUACAAAGUCGAGGAAGUGAGAGGACGAGCGUGGAUGGGUUUUGGGGAGCGUAGGCAUCAGCAGCAACCCGUAAACAGAAGACUUUUCACAUGUUCGGGCUCGUGCUACACAACAAGUUCUGUUUU
This is a messenger RNA of Colletotrichum destructivum, 1503 nucleotides long. RefSeq names its product Putative gtr1/RagA G protein. Bases 330 to 1397 code for a protein of 355 amino acids. Lineage: Eukaryota; Fungi; Ascomycota; Sordariomycetes; Glomerellales; Glomerellaceae. Gene Ontology annotation, biological process: cellular response to starvation; negative regulation of autophagy. Gene Ontology annotation, cellular component: Gtr1-Gtr2 GTPase complex; fungal-type vacuole membrane; nucleus. The transcript is spliced from 4 exons. Gene Ontology annotation, molecular function: GTP binding; GTPase activity. The record is from RefSeq and is a predicted model, not a curated record.